This is a messenger RNA of Osmia bicornis bicornis, 2120 nucleotides long. Its product is annotated as icarapin-like. Lineage: Eukaryota; Metazoa; Arthropoda; Insecta; Hymenoptera; Megachilidae. The transcript is spliced from 4 exons. The coding region runs from base 195 to 905 and encodes 236 amino acids. The record is from RefSeq and is a predicted model, not a curated record.
GAGUGGCACGAGGUAAAAGCCGUAGCGCAAAGCGUCAAGCGAGUUUGAGUGAGCUGGUUCCGUGAGUGACCUUGAUCCUCUCGUGUGUUCUGUGACAAUCUCGUUCCACCAAACCGAAGCCGUCAGUACUAAUCGAAUCAUCAUCGUUGUAGAAAGUUACCCGAGCAAUUUCCAAACAGCACAAGAAAACGACAAUGAAAACCCUCAGCGGCGUAUUGUUGGUGGCGGCGUGUCUCCUCGCAUCCACGCACGGCUUCCCCGGUGCACGUGAUAGCGACAGUGAUGAAGAGAAAAAUAGUGACACGAUUUUGCUGCUGCCAAACGGCUCCUCAGUUCGUUUCAUGCGACCAUACGGUGGUGCUGGUGCUGGUGCUGGUGCUGGUGCUGGUUUCCCUGAUAUGAGCUUCGAGGACAGUGAUAGCGUCGAGAAUCCAACUUGGACAUGGAACGGCAUGUUCAGAUCGAAUUUCUUGGAUGGAUGGUAUUCGCGUAUACAAGCUCACAUGAAAAGGUUGAGGGAUCAGAUCGCUGGCAUUUUGUCACGUAUUCCCGAGGAAGGCGUCGUGCCCUCGGUCAAGAUUCCUGAAGGAGCAAACACUACUUCCACCACCAAGAUCAUCGAUGGACACGUAGUGACCAUAAACGAAACGACCUACAUGGAUGGUGACGACGAAUUUGGAACGCUGAUCCGCAUCCGCGUUAUCGACGUGAAACCCCAAAACGAGACGAUCUUGUUGACCGAAAGCGCAGCAGACGCGGAAGUAACCACUUUGCCAACCAUAACGACCAGCAAAACCGCCACGAGCAGAGAUGAGAACACCACAACACCGCCAAGAAGCGUGGAGACCGUCGAGGAUAUCGACAAUGAGAUACCGAAGAACCAAGUCGACACUCUGUCUGCUUAAAUUGACAGAGCUAACAUAAACAGCUUAAAAUAUAUCUGUUACCGUUAGAAUCCAUUGAAUCCGAAAGAUGGUUCAUGGUUCAUGGUUCAUGGUUCAUUUUCCGUUGCUCAGGUAUUCAAAGAUUUAUCACAAACGAUCAAUUUAUAAAAAGAUUAUAUAAUUACUCUCCUAUUAGGUACUGAUCAUUAAAAUCUUUUUAUUUUUCAGUAUCAUUUUUUUUUUCUUUACAAAUGCAUUUCAACGAUUUUUUUUUUUUUCAUCUUUAGUAGCUCGUUUGUUUUGUAGAUUUAAUUUCUUUUAAAUCAAUACACUACUAGAACUAUUUUCAGCUACGAAACAGUAUAGAAUUAAAAAUGAAAAAAUUUAUUAAUACAUAUUAAUUGACAAUGAUAGAAAUUUAAGUCGUGUAAUUAAAAUGUCAAGAGACAGAAUUUUGUAUACCUGUAAAAUUACAUUAGUAAUUAGAAGUAACAAACCAAAGCAUUAAAUCGAAAAAUAAAUCCUAUCCUAUCCCCUUAAGAUAAGCCACUGAUAAAAUACAUCAUCAAUGAACGAGUUACUCUAAUGGAAAUUAAUAAACGGCAAAAUUAAUACGGCAAAAAUAGCGGAAGGGAGAUAGAUUUCCGUCCGCCAUUAAACCUUCUUUCGGAUUCGAGCUGAUGAUUCCUGUGCGAGAAAACACUACUUUCGCGUAAAGAUUCGCGAGAUACCAGAGUGUCAACUAUCAUAGUGCUAUAAAUUAUUGUUUUAUGCAUUAUAUAUAUUUACAUGUUUUCCAGUAGUUAAUAACCGUAUAUUUAUAAGUCGCCUGUGUGUCGAAGCAAAGACGGUUGUAAUGUUUAUUUGAAUCCUAUAAGAUAAAGAUGGGCAUUGUGGCAAGGACAAGCUACGUACUUACUUACAUAUAAUAUGAACGUCUAAACCACAAAUCUGAAAAUCUUAAAAUUCUUUAUCUGGCCAUUUAAAUAUGUAUCUUGUUCCUGCCCUCAUGCCCGCAGCUUCUUGUAUAAGAUGUACCAGCAGUAGUGAGACUAUGAUAAUUUACUACAGAUUGUACUAUCUAUGGUAAUUCGAUCGUGAUAUGGUUUGAAAAGAAACAAGUAUAUCUUUCCUAAUUGAAAUAUUUCUUCUAAAUUCUAUUUUUCCAUUCCUCUAUUUCUAAAAGUCUCCCAUUAAGAAUAUAAUAAAAAUUUUAUUUUAUGUAUAUUUACCUUA